This is a messenger RNA of Rhinichthys klamathensis goyatoka, 736 nucleotides long. RefSeq names its product dual specificity phosphatase 29-like. NCBI's taxonomy places the organism in Eukaryota, Metazoa, Chordata, Actinopteri, Cypriniformes, Leuciscidae. The record is from RefSeq and is a predicted model, not a curated record. Gene Ontology annotation, cellular component: cytoplasm. Gene Ontology annotation, molecular function: MAP kinase phosphatase activity; protein tyrosine/serine/threonine phosphatase activity. Bases 95 to 736 code for a protein of 213 amino acids. Gene Ontology annotation, biological process: negative regulation of MAPK cascade; protein dephosphorylation. The transcript is spliced from 3 exons.
CCAAAGCAGUCGACUCAACUCAGCACCUCUCAAACCAAUCUGAACACAAAAAUACAUGUAUUUUAUGCUGUUUUAAUCGAAUGCGCGAUUGAAAAUGACCUCACGGAGGAAGUUUGGUGUGAAGUCGGAGGCGAGUGAAGUGAAAGAGGAAUAUGUGACACCAAACGGAUACGAGCUGGAGAAACACCUCACGCACGGCAGCGUCGCUUACACACACGUCAAUGAGGUCUGGCCCAACGUCUACAUCGGGAACGAAGAGACAGCAAAAGACCGAUACAAGCUGAAGACGAUGGGCAUCACGCAUAUCCUGAACGCUGCGGAGGGCGAGUGGAACAAUGUGGACACGGGCGCUGAAUACUAUAGAGACAUGGACGUGCAUUACUACGGGAUCACAGCGGAGGACGUUCCCACAUUCAACCUCAGCCAGUACUUCUAUUCUGCUGCUGAACACAUCCACCAGACCCUCACGAACCCACAGAAUAAGCUUCUAGUUCACUGUGUGAUGGGCCGCAGUCGCUCGGCCACACUCUUCCUGGCCUUCCUGAUGAUCUACGAGAACAUGACGGUUGUAGACGCCAUCGACCACGUCAAACGACGGCGACACAUCAUCCCAAACUGGGGCUUCCUGAAGCAGCUGAGAGAGCUGGAUGAGCAACUGCUGGAGCAGAGAAGAGCUCAAAACACACAACCACUGACACUGAAACACGAUGACCAACAACAUUUAUGCAGUGAAUAG